GCCCUGGCAGUGUUCGCCGCUGCACAGAGCGCGUGUCUCCUCCGGUCCGACCUGGCGGCCCUCGCAGCGUCCCUCGUGGUGACGGGUAUUCUCGGAGCGGGAACCGUAGCUCUGGGCUGGCCCACCGCCCCGUUGCCUCUGUUCGCCCUUCUGCUUGCUGUCCAUACAAUGAUGCCCAUCUCAAGGACUGUGUCUCUCAUAGUGGCAGCGAUCCUCACCAUCGCACACCUCACGCUCGCCAUCUGUUGGCGCCCGGAGUCUUCAGCCUUCUACACACAAACUGGCGCCGAGGCGCUGUUCCUGCUGUGUGCAACUGGCGCUGGGCUGUAUUACCGACACAUGACAGAAGCCGCACACCACGACACAUUCGUGGGAACGCGCACCUGCAUUGAGUCGAGGGUAAAGCUGGAGUGUGAGAAGGAGCAGCAGGAGCAACUUCUGCUCAGCGUCAUACCGGCCUACAUUGCCGCCGAGGUGAAGCGCAGUAUCAUGCUAAAGAUGGCGGACGCUUGCCAGGACAUGUCAAACAAACAGACCCGCUUCCAUGAGAUGUACGUACAGAGACACAACAAUGUCAGCAUUCUCUACGCCGACAUCGUCAACUUCACUCCUCUGUCGGAGCAGCUGAGUGCGUCGGACCUGGUCAUGACGCUCAACGAACUCUUCGGCAGAUUCGACCAGAUAGCUCAGGACAACCAGUGCAUGCGGAUAAAGAUCCUAGGUGACUGCUACUACUGCGUGUCUGGCCUUCCAGUGUCCAGGCCCAACCAUGCCUACAACUGCGUCAACAUGGGUCUGCAGAUGAUCGAGGCCAUACGGUUCGUCCGUGAAGCAUCGGGCUUCAAUGUGGACAUGAGAAUAGGCAUUCAUACCGGCAACGUGCUCUGUGGGGUCCUGGGGCUGCGCAAGUGGCAGUUCGACGUCUGGAGUGAUGACGUCACUUUGGCCAACCACAUGGAGUCAGGCGGCGUCCCAGGACGUGUGCACAUCACCAAGGCAACGCUCUUGCAGCUAAAUGACCGCUUCCAGGUUGAAGCUGGUGACGGUGGCCAGAGGGAAGGCUACCUGGCGGACCACAAGGUGGAGACGUUCCUGAUCGUACCCCCAGCGGUCAGUAGAUUUCAAGAACUGGGUUCGCGAUCUGGCGCCGGGGGGCAGCAGAAGUUGAAAACAGAAGAUGGCACACGGAGCUCCUCCAUCUCAAAUUCAGCACUGAAAGCAGAUCAAGCUGGACUCAGGAACCGGUCACCAUCAAAAAUGACAAAGUAUGUAGAGUGCUGGGGUGCCGAUAAGCCGUUUGCCAACAUCACAGAAAGUACACUGGCAAAGAACAUUGGCCUCACAAGCAUUUCUAUGAUUGAAUCCAACCUGCUACCCAGCAAGAAUGCCUGCCUGGAGUGCAAGAAGUGGCUUAGCUCAGAGGAACUAAACCCAGUGCUGCUGUGGUUUCGGAAGCCACACCAGGAAACAGAUUACCGGAAUCAACCUGACCCCCACUUCCAGUAUUAUGUUCUUUGUGCCACAGCAUUGUUCCUGUGCAUGGCUGCUAUACAGGUGGCUACCAUGCCCAGGACCAUAGCACUCUGGGGGGCAUAUGGAGCGACACUCAUGGUUCUCCUCAUAUUCCUGUAUCUGUGCUCAAUGGAUGGAUUCUGCAUUCGUCGCAGACCCACCAGCAUGACUCCUGCAGCUGGAGGAAACACUGGGGACUAUGACUCCGGUCUCUGCACCGAUCAGGUCAUUUCCAGCAGCCGAUGGAUUCGACUGGCCAUGUUCCUCAUAUCCGUGGUGCUCAUAGCAUCCUGUGCUGUUGUCUCUCUGGUGGACAUGGAGCUGAAAUUCCUGCCAGGUAUUACAACACCAUCUGCAUUCAUCAACCAAACAUCAUUCCUCUCAUUAAGUUUGGAGGCGUCUUCAGUAGAUGACAGUCUUGUCAAAAGUGUACCGUCGUACCUGUAUGGCUCAGUCCUGUCACUGGCGACCAUCUCUGUGUUCCUGCGCGUUGGCUUCCUGCUCAAACUGAUGCUGAUGUUAGCUGUCACAACAUUCCACUUGGCUCUAUACAGUGGCCUGCAGCUAGCUCACAGCUACUACUCAAAGUGGCACAAUGGCUUCGAAGGGCUGCCCCAUCAGUUCAUGACAGCACUGCUCCUUGCCAUAAUGGUAACACUCCUCCACGUGCUGGACCGCCAGAUUGAGUUUACCUCUCGGACAGAUUUCCUGUGGAAAGCCAAGUUGAAGGUUGAGCAGGAGGAGGUGGAGACAAUGAGGGGUAUAAACAAGAUCCUGCUUGAAAAUAUUCUGCCUGCACAUGUAGCAGAACACUUCCUGGACAAGAGGAACUCUCAGGAACUGUACCAUGAGCGGUACAGUUGUAUUGCUGUCAUGUUUGCAUCCAUCCCUAAUUACAAGGAGUUCUAUGAUGAAAAUGAUGUUAACAAGCAGGGACUGGAGUGUCUUCGCCUGCUUAAUGAGAUCAUCUGUGACUUUGACAAGUUGUUGCUGAAACCAAAGUUCAGUGGAAUUGAGAAGAUCAAAACAAUUGGGAGUACAUAUAUGCUGGCUUCAGGACUACGACCAGGAAAAGAAGGCGGAACAGGCGAUGCCAGCAGACAACAGGAACAUAACGUCCUUAUUUUGGUUGACUUUGCUGUUGCUCUUAUGACCAUCCUUGACCAGAUCAACAGGGAGUCCUUCCAGAGAUUUAAACUCAGAAUGGGUUUGAACCAUGGACCAGUGAUUGCUGGAGUAGUAGGUGCUCAGAAGCCUCAAUAUGAUAUAUGGGGCAACACAGUCAAUGUUGCUUCACGGAUGGACAGCUGUGGCAUAAUGGGGCGCCUCCAGGUUACAGAAGGCACAGCGAAAAUUCUGAUGGCGUCGGGAUACGAGUGUGAAUGCAGGGGUCCAACAUACGUCAAAGGUAAAGGCACACUUACCACAUACUUUGUAAAGACGCCCUUUGAUGAGAAGUAGUGAGCACUGAGGAUCAGCAGCAGCCCCAUGCCUGCAGCUUGGCUCAUCAUGCAUCUCGAUGGAUAUGAAGAAACUUGUUUUCAUUUUAUUGCCGAUCCUUUGGAGUUUGGAAAACUUCAAUAGUGGGAUAAGAAAAUUUCUAAAAAAGGCCUCAGUUUCAGGCAACGUAUUAUUUUUCAUUAGGGGUUACCUAUUGGAUUCCUUAUUGCCAGGGCUCGAAAUUUAAGCACAGAAUUUCUUCAGUUAAUUUAAACAUCCCAUAACAAUUAUAUUUUUACAGAGUGAUGGUGAAUUUGCAAUCUCACUGCUGUCUUUUUUUGUGGAGGAUAUUGUUUGUAUAUGUUUGGAAGAAAUUCAUUUUUGGGCCCUGGACGAUAAUGAGACAACUGUCACUCAGCUGAAGUCAAAAUGGAAUAAAGCUGGGUGUAAGCAGUGAUCUGUAGUUGACAUUUACAUUUUAUUGAAAUGCAUGUUUUAAUCUACAUCCUUAUAAACCUACAUUGGAAUACAUUUUCAGAAUUAAUGGUGGAUUUUGUGUUAUAAUGAAGAACUGUUAUUGAAAACAGAUGAGGCAUGAAACAUGACAGUAAACUGGGGACAUGUGAAUUCUUAA
Molecule: messenger RNA, 3586 nt
Organism: Cryptotermes secundus
Lineage: Eukaryota; Metazoa; Arthropoda; Insecta; Blattodea; Kalotermitidae
Gene: Adcy2
Product: adenylate cyclase type 2
Biological process (GO): adenylate cyclase-inhibiting G protein-coupled receptor signaling pathway; adenylate cyclase-activating G protein-coupled receptor signaling pathway; intracellular signal transduction
Cellular component (GO): plasma membrane
Molecular function (GO): adenylate cyclase activity
Source: RefSeq, a predicted model, not a curated record